This is a messenger RNA of Folsomia candida, 3240 nucleotides long. RefSeq names its product nucleoprotein TPR. NCBI's taxonomy places the organism in Eukaryota, Metazoa, Arthropoda, Collembola, Entomobryomorpha, Isotomidae. The coding region runs from base 308 to 2965 and encodes 885 amino acids. The transcript has 11 exons. Gene Ontology annotation, biological process: mitotic spindle assembly checkpoint signaling; attachment of mitotic spindle microtubules to kinetochore. The record is from RefSeq and is a predicted model, not a curated record. Gene Ontology annotation, cellular component: kinetochore; nuclear envelope; mitotic spindle.
UGGGAAUGUAUUAUGCUUUCUCUGCCUCUCUUUUCGCUUCAAGGUCCUCAAAAUCAAAAGAUUUCCAGAAAUUUACGACGCCAAUUUAAUUUGAUUUAUUUACGAGUUAUGUGACAUGUUUAAUUAGAGCAUACUCUUCCACGGGACUGGUAUUCGCGGACACAUUGAGCAUUACUAUUAGUAAUUCAAUAUUGAAUAUUGAGUGAAAGUGAAACUUGCAAAUUCAACAAUUGUUUUUGACAUAAUCGAGUAGGUGGAUAGAGGGACUAAUGAAUUGUAUAUACUGUGUUAUAUGUAAACAUUGAUCAUGGAUAAGGAAACCCCGAUUACCAAGUAUUUGGCGACAUUGGAGCGUCGUCAGGCCCAACGAGAGCGAGAUUUAAUGUUCGGCUCCCCAUCAUCGGGAGGAUCCCCAGAUUCUCCACUAAGUACGGUAAACAUUCGACAACAACUUCGCUUCGACGAUGAAACUUUCCUUCAGCCGCACGACCAGACCGUCCUCCCAUUUUCAUCUCCUCCUCCACCACCACCUUCCAGAGACCAUCAUCGACAUUUACUUCCCAUCACAACUAACACAAGGCCCACCUCAUCGGGGUUUUCCCUCGCAAAUAUUAGGAACGACAAUAUAACUUCUUCCUCCUCUUCCUCCACAACGAAAAGGAAGAGGUACUCGUUUGAAGAUAAGGAAGAGGAUGAAGAUUACAUUAAAAAAAUUUGUGAGCUUCAAAAGCUUCUUCGACAGACGAACGGAGAAUUGGUGGAGGCAAGAGCAACGACGGCCAAAUUGGAGCACCAGAAAAUGGACUUGCGGACAGAGAGUUAUGAGAAACAACUUAACUAUGAAAGAUCCAUGAGCGAAAACAGAAUUAAAUGUCGCGACGCUGUAGAAAAAGCAGAGAUGUUACAAAAAGACAACGAUUUAAAAACAAAGAAAGUGGAUGAAUUAAUAGGCGAGUUGCGGCGACAAUCUGCACAGCACACGGAAAAAAUAUUGGCCAUGGAAAGCAAAGUUUCACAACUGAGUUGCGAAAAUAUUGAACUGAGGCGACAACACGACGAGGAGAAAAUGAAUCAGUCUGAUUCAAUGAGAAAAAUGACGAUUACCCUUCAAGAGUCUGAGCAAGGUUCGGAAAAAUGGACCAUGGAAUGUCAGAUAUUGAAAGAUCAACUUGCAUUAAAAGAAACUCAGUUGGCCAAGUAUAUGGAAGAAAUCAAAGAGUCACAAAGUAAAAUCUUCAAAUGUAACGAACGAACUGAAAAGCUAAGCGAACUAGAUUCUACAGAUGCCAAACUGCAUUCUCUGCAAGAAGAUGUUAAGAAAUAUGAAAAUCUUUUCGUUAAAGAGCAGUGCGACAAUGUGAAAAUGUCCAAAUUAUUAGCCAAAUUAACUGAAGAAAAUGGAUACUUGAAAGGGUCCAUGAACAAAGAAAUGCUUCUGGAAGAACAAGUGUCUUCUCUGGAGACGGAAGUACGAUAUCUGCGGAACGUGGCAAAGUCCAAAGCAGAAAUUGAAGUGGAAAGGGACAGCAUGAAAGAAAAACUCAAACAAUGGCUUGCAGUCGCCAUUGGAAUGGAUUCUCAGUUGACGAGCCCACACAGCUUUACUGUCUUUCUAAGCCAAAUGCAGACCCAAUUGGUUCAAAUGCGGCACGAAAACACAACGUUAAGUUGCAGGAUUGAUAACCUAAAUCGAGACAUCAGUCGUCUGCAGUCUGAUACCAAUAAUGCAAGGCGAAGUGAAAAUGAAAUGAAGAACGAAUGUGCAAAACUUGGUUCUGAAGUUAAGCAACUUACUCGUAAGCUCACACUGGUGACCAAGGACCGUGAUGGGUUAAAAUCACUUAAAGAAUCAUAUGAGCAAGAGCUAGAAGGAAUUAUCUCCACUGCUUUAAAGGAACGUGUUCACCAAUUAGAAAACCUAGUUGUUGAAUAUGAACAAGUCAUCAAUGAAGAUCCGGCCACCGCCAAGACAAAAUGUUUCGAGUGUGACAAGCGGAUUGCGUUAAUUUCAGAGCUUCGAUCAGAAUUGGAAAAGGGAAAAGCUUACUCCCACGAUGCUUCUAGCUUUGGUAACACGACUUUCGGUGGGGACGGAAAUACGACCGGAAUAAAAAUAGUUGCAUUUGGAAAUAACCCUUCUGCUUUGUCCAUGGAAGCCAGGGUGCAAGAGCUUUGCAGUGAAAAUGACAAACUCAAAACCAGAAUAAUGCAGUUAGAAAACCAGUCGAUGAUUGGUCACAAUGAUACUGUCGUUGCACAAGGGAACAAAAUUAUGGAAGAGCAAAUUCGAACGUUGGAGAGAAAAAACCAAAUUCUAUCAGAAGCUUAUGACUAUGAAACACAACAGCUUCAGACAGCACUUAGCAAAUUGUUCGGAUUCCACGUUAUCCUUGUUCGUGAACCGCAAUCACAGUUUAGAUUGCAAAGUGUUUAUGGCACGGGUCAAGAGGACGAAUUAGUAUUUCAAGAAGCAGAAAAUAGCGACAUGAUGUUGUUAGAAACCCCUGUUCUGGACCAUUUUAGAGACGAUAUUGACCGUUUUCUACUUCGAGAAGGUUCCAUCCCUGCCUUCCUUGCGACAGUCACAAUUGCAUUUUCUCAAGGACAACUUCAGCCAUCCGAUGCUAGUCAACUCCCAGGUAGCCAGCAAAGCAGUGCUGCUGAUUCAGGUGAAACACUCACCAUUAAUCCGAAUCAACCUCAUCAUGGUGGGAAAAUUGUGGAAGUGCAAGUAGAUGGACAAAGUGACCAAGAAAGUGAAGUGGCUGAUGAUGAUGAUGACGACGACGGAGAGGAGGUCGACGAAGAAGAGGAAGUGGGUCAUGAAGAGGAUGACGAUGAGAGCGAGUAUGAAAAUGUCGACGAUGAUGAGGAUGACGACGAGGACGAAAGACCCGAUGACGAUUUUGAGAAUGAUGGAGAAGAGGACAGCGACAACGACAUUGUAUGCAUUGAAAGCGAUUAGUUGAUUUGUAAUAAAUCAAAAUCAUGCUCAUUUGUUAAAACCCAUUUUAUGUAAAUUAUUUUUGCACCCGUGUAAUAUACGAGUAUUUAUCUUGCCUUUUCGUGUCAAAUUAUAAAUAUACAUAAAUAAAUUAAACAAAAUGAAAUUAAAAUACUUGAAUUAAUUAGGGAAUCAAUGUCGUCGUUUAUUCAGAGUUUUAAACUUGAGAACUGAUACAAAUUACAUAUGUUAUUUGAGUACAACUUUGUGAAAUUAAAGCUGGUGUUUUAUAACUA